Molecule: messenger RNA, 1045 nt
Organism: Leguminivora glycinivorella
Lineage: Eukaryota; Metazoa; Arthropoda; Insecta; Lepidoptera; Tortricidae
Exons: 2
Coding region: 63-1025 (320 amino acids)
Source: RefSeq, a predicted model, not a curated record
GUUUACGCUGCGUAAUAAAAUUAUAAUUACUUACACUUUCCUAAGAAUUUAAUUUAUUGGAAAUGGUCAUUGUUGUUCUUGCUUUAUUCUUCGCAUUUGCUGCGACCCUCGCGCCCAACGGCACCGAGGAUCUAGAGCAAUACGACGCAAUAGGCCGCCGAAAGGCUCUUUACGACAAAGUUUCUAAAGCUCUCAUCGAAAAGGAAUCGAAACCUGGACAGCAAUGCACAGACAUCGGCUGGGAGCUCGCCCACUUCGUGGACCGGUACCUCGAGCACGCGGAGGCUCACGCCCCAUCUCAAAUACUCGACGACUUCACCGUCAACGAUCUCUCAGAAAACUUUGAUACGAUAGAAAAUUUCUUGAGAACUGAACUAGACGACAAUAAUCCCCACGACACCGAGGAGCAUGAGUUCACAGAAUUCGUUAAUAAAAGAAAGGAAUAUGAACCCACUGUCGUAUGGAAAGAGAAAGAAAAAAACCACAAACGCAACAUGACUCAUAAAUUAGUAAAGGCCUUAGACUCCACUGAUGAUAUGAUCGACGUCAACACGUCAAGCGGUCGACGGUUUUGGAACUACCAGUGGCCGGACCCGCAGAAGCCACACAACUCCAGCGUCAGUAUACUGUACACCAUGAAACAAGCUAUCUACUGGGCUCGGGACCGGAUGAAGGUCAUGCAACAACUCAGAGAAGAGUACAGGAUGACGGCCCUGUACAAAAUGGGGUACCUCUUUGCAAAAACGGAUUUCGCGUGUAAAGUUUACGCUUCCCUCGCAUUCAAAUCGUUCAAAGAUUGUUCGGUAACACGAAUGAGACCAUUCGACAAUAAUCGUUUGUUCAAGUUCUAUUUGGAUCAGGCGUACAACAUUGAGCGGCUGGUAUCCAGGUGGUUCGACAUAGACUUGUUGCGGGACCUGCUGAUUUCGAACGACAUGUUGGCCAGGGGGGUGCUCUUGAAAGACGCGAAUCUCACCUCGCCUAAGAUGAUUGUUGAAGCUUUUAACGAAAUGUUUAUUGAAUAAAUUAUACAUAAUAAACAUAA